AUGUGCAUGUACACCACCAGGCUGUCGGUCAUGGAGAGCGAGUCGAGGACGUGGAGCACGGGGUCAGACGUCAGCUCGUCCCAUCGCCGGCUCCGUCUGCCGCGGCUGGCGGCGCCCCAAGCCCAGAGGCCUGGCUCGGUCGGGGAUUUGCUGGUGCCCGUCGUGGUGUGUCUCGUGUUGGUGUUGAGCAUGGCUGCGGUGUGGUGGUGGUGA
This is a messenger RNA of Gaeumannomyces tritici R3-111a-1, 213 nucleotides long. RefSeq lists its product as hypothetical. Lineage: Eukaryota; Fungi; Ascomycota; Sordariomycetes; Magnaporthales; Magnaporthaceae. The coding region runs from base 1 to 213 and encodes 70 amino acids. The record is from RefSeq and is a predicted model, not a curated record. The transcript has a single exon.